AUGUCACUGACGUUGUUGAACAGUCGAUGUUGUCGACAAUGCAAUAGCAACUUUUCCAGUUUCUACGAUCUCAUUGCGCAUUUCGAGACAACGCAUCUUCAAGACAUCAUUUUGGCCGAACAGAAACGCAAAGAGGAGGACUCGGCGCCGAAUCGGUCAAGCGGCACGAAUUUGCCACUUUCCUACUAUUAUCGACUAUUCCCAGAUGCUGAUCCACCAAAACCCGUCCCCCUUCCGCCACCGACUCGACUCCCGUUUUGUAUCUACAGAAAAAGGCCUGCACCAGGUCAGAAUGUCGACUUCUCACAUACGAUGGCCCCGGUUUAUUCUCAUUCUCAUCCACAAGGGUCGGCUAGACGAAAAGAUGACUCGCGAACGGUGGCCGAUGACGAUGAGAGUAAUAUCUCGGAGGCUGACCUAGAAGAAGCGGAUCCGGGUGAUCCGAAUGUUUCGCUCCGCUUUCGGUGUCAAAUCCCUUCUUGUGGGAAACAAUAUAAGAAUGUGCACGGAGUGAGACACCAUAUGAUGAUGGCACACGGAGAGGAUAAAACACAGCAUUCGGCUGUGCCAACGGAAGGACCGCCGACAAAAAACGGUCGUCCAUUCAAAUGCUCACAGUGCAAUAAGCGCUACAAAUCGCAAGCCGGUUUAAACUCGCACGUGGCCAAGGAACAUAUCAGGACGGCGGAUGCAAGCGGGCACAUAUCGGCUCCGAUGUCGCCAGCCCCGCAAAUGGAACAGAAAAUCGGCCAAGGAAUGCGCCCGAUUGCCAGUCAGCCUCAGCUCUCACAAAUGCCUUCAUUUCAACAAGGCUAUCAACCCAAUUCGGUGCCUUUGGCACAAGGCAGUAUCUCACAUCCAGCGCCGAAUGUUCAGGUUCGUCAACUGCCGCCACCAGUCUCAAAUGAGCAAGGACAAGUCUCGUAUCAACAAUUUCAAGAAUAUCCGGCAAAUCAACCGACAGGCGCUGUCCUUCAAGCGCAUUUGGCUCAGCGCCGUGCCCAGCAACUGAAUGCCCAAUAUGGAGGUCAGCCACGAGCCGGCAUCAGGACGACGAGCUAUGGUGUG
This is a messenger RNA of Mesorhabditis belari, 1068 nucleotides long. NCBI's taxonomy places the organism in Eukaryota, Metazoa, Nematoda, Chromadorea, Rhabditida, Rhabditidae. The record is from the annotation of a GenBank genome assembly.